Molecule: messenger RNA, 2223 nt
Organism: Phaeodactylum tricornutum CCAP 1055/1
Lineage: Eukaryota; Bacillariophyta; Bacillariophyceae; Surirellales; Neidiaceae
Exons: 2
Coding region: 257-2179 (640 amino acids)
Molecular function (GO): protein binding
Source: RefSeq, a predicted model, not a curated record
GUAGCAGCAACCCUGUCUCGCGACGAACUCUAUUUCACCUGUCAUUCACUGUAGUCAUUCACACGGCUUUGGUCUUUUUGUGCAACCAACGAAAAACGAACCAAGUGGAGGCGGGAAGAAGGAGACCUUUUACAUACCGUUGGGCCGGGCCAUUGAGACCAGGGAUUGACUGACUGCGAGUGUUAUUCUCUCUCGUUUUCUCACACACACGCACACAUACAUACACACACAAUCACACACACAUCCACAGUCCAUCAUGGCGCUCGGUACACGAUCCAACCAGACACUAGUGGUUGGUUUGGCGGCUGCGGCGACCGCUAGUCUCUUGUUGUACUACGUCGUGCAAGCCCGGACCCGACCAACUUCGGAUUCCUCGCCCCGCGACACCACCGAUCGCAAGUCUCGAUCGGUAGAAUUCACCACACCGUCACCGAAAAAGACCUCCGGGCCUUUAACGAAGGCGGUCGGGAAAGGAGAAGCAGCGGACGGAUCCGAGGACCAGACACCCAUUGUGAAGAACACGGCGAAAGACGCGGAAAAAGAAGUAAACGCCAAAAUUGAACUCUUGGACAAGAAGGGGAAGGAUCUCUUCAAGAACAAACAGUACCUCGAUGCCGCGGAAACAUUCACGGAAGCGCUCACGCUCAUUGAAACCAGCGAUACGAGCGGUUCCGUCCAGAACACAUCGUCCUCUUUGCAUCGCCAAUUGAUUACCUUGCUCAACAAUCGCUCCGCCAUGUACGAAAAAGGCAACCAGCCCGAAUUGGCCCUGGAAGAUUGCACGCAAAUACUCGACCAGGAUGUGCAUCACGCCAAAGCCCGCACGCGGAAACUCCGCGUUCUGGAAAGUCUCGGUCGUUGGCACGAUGCACUCGUCGAGGUCUGCGCCGUGCAGCUUUUGUUUAUGCGCAAACACCGGGACAGCAUGCGACUCGGCUUGAAGGUACCGCCGCCUCCCGUUCCCGAAUCCAAAAUGCAAGAAAUUCUCACCAACGUUGUGCCGUUGGAAAUGGAACCCUACAUCCAAGCGCUCAACGAAAAAACCACGCGACCACUGCCAUCGGGCUACACGAUCCUGCAAUUGCUCCGCUCCUUUACGUCCUACAAUAGCUGGAUGGCGCAAGCGGCCAAAGACGGCAACGUCGCGAACAUUGACAAGGAGUUGGUGGAAGGCGUGGAUGCGGCGAGUAAAGCACAGCGCGUGCACGUCCUACUGAAACGCGGACGCCGGCACGUGUACGACCGGGCUUUUGAAAACGCCAGUGACGAUUUCGAACAAGCCUACGCUCUGGCCGAAACCAAUGAGGUGCAACUAUUGUUGGAAGGAGACGACUACGCUCGCGUGUUGGAAUGGACGGGCAUGGUCAAGCACUGGCGAUACAAGCUGGACGAAGCCUCGGCUUGUUACGAAAAGUGUGCCGAUCUAGAGCCGACCAAUGCCUUGGUGCUGGUAAAGAAUGCCGGAGUCAAAAUGGACGGUUCCCACCAAGACGAAGCCAUGAAACUGUUCGACACUGCCCUGGGACUCGAUCCGAAAAACGCCGACGCGCUCUUGCACCGUGCUAAUCUGCGACUGUUGCAAACCAAGCCAGACGAAGCCAAGGAAGAUCUGGAAGCCUGCAUUGCGGUGCGACCCGACCAUAUUAUGGCCCGUCUCCGACUGGCGUCCAUUUUGGCCGCGACGAACGAAGCGGCCAAGGCGAAAAAGCACUUGGACGCGGCCGAAAAAGUGGAGCCCAAAUCGUCCGAAGUGCAAUCGUACCGAGGCGAGCUACACUUUACGCAAGGAGAAUUCGACCAGGCCCGUGCGCAGUUUGAAAAGGCCAUUGCGCUGGACCCCACCAAUCCCACUCCGUACGUGAACGCCGCCAUGGCUAUUUUGCAGACGCCACCGCCGCCGGGACAAAUGCCGGAUGCGCAGGAGGUAAUUCGUCUGUUGGAAGAAGCCAUUCGUGUCGAUCCGUCGUUUACGUUGGCGUACACGCAUCUCGGCAACGUGAAACUUGGAACCGCCACGGAACUUUCCAGUGCUCGUGAAGUGGUGACGCUGUACGACCAGGCACUGGCCAACUGCCGAUCGGAAGAAGAAAUCAAGGAACUGUGCAGUAUGCGCAUUCUAGCGGUAGCUCAAGUAGAGGCAGCCAGCAUGCUGAAAAUGGAAUCCUUCAACAUGCAAUAGAGCGUACGAGAACAGUCAUUAAGCAACUACUCGACGAGGAGACU